CGGGGGCUCCAGUGCGCUUGCGCGAGCGGCGCCCGCCUGUCCCCCGCGAGGCGCUGCUCGGUGGCCGGGGCGCCGGGCUCGGCGGGGGAGCCGCGCCGCGGGAGCGUCAGGUGAGGGGGCGCCCGACCCAAGGUCAGCGGGCGUGGGGGCGGGAUGGCGCUGUCCCUGCUCUGCCCCCGGCGCGCACCGAGAAGGGCGUGCGACCUGGCCCGGACCACGCCCUGCCCUGAACCUGCCCCGGACAGGCCCGCGCUGGAGCGAGUGCAGGGGACGCCGUGGGGGGUCGAGGCACCCGGCUCGGGCCUCGCACUGCGCUCGAGGGGAUGGCAGGGCUUCCUCCCUCUCUCCUCCACCCCCGCACAGAUGGGCGCCCCGGAGACAGUGACAGCCAUCGCCGAAUCCUGUAUGUGCCGCCCCGCCCCCUGCCAGCCGGAUUAGGGGGUUGUCUGCUGGGUAAAAGGAUUUCUGGGCUGGCCUUCCCUGCUUUUCCCUCCUGGGUCCUCCUCCCUGCCCAGGCCGGCACUUCUACAGGAAUGAGCAUCUAGUGGGUGUCCAUGUGAGCCGCAGUGCCCCGAGUCCUGAGGAGGAGGCCAAGAACCUCUAUUUGAGAGGCCUUGCUGCUGAAGGCUGGGUGGAGGAGCUCUGGGCCAACUCUUUUGCUCAAAGAAAUGGAUCCCAGGGGCCCAGAGAAUGCCCCCAUCUUCUUGAGGUUCACACACAUCCUAAGACACCUGAGAACUGCCUCCCCCUGGGCCAAAGCUAUCUCAUUAAAAUUCGUGCUGUGCCUACUUUAUCUCCAGUGACUAAUCACAUGAGUUACGAUUUAGAGCAAGACUUAGACGAACACCAAGGUCCCUUGAUACCGUUCCACAUGACUCACUCUUGCCAGCAGGAAGGCCUGAUGAACAGGCAGGCGUUCCAAGUGGGGACCAUUUGAGGGGGACCGGGAGCUGGGUGACAGCACACCCUCAGCCUCACCAUCCCUGGUUCCAGACUGGCUCGUUUCUCAACCCGGGUCUCCACCUUUAAAACUGGACUCAUUCCACCUGGUACUAGCCCCAGGCCUUACCCAUCUCUCUAGGAUCACAGUUGCAUGUGUAUAAACCCCCGAGACACUGCUCACUCUUUCAUAGUCCAAGAGGUCACUGCUCCCAGAGCCUACCUGGGAAACUACACUAAAAACCCAGAUCGUGGCCGAGGCUCCCACCUACCCCCAAAAACAGAGACACCUUUCUGGGAGCCAGCAUGGAGAACACAGGCCCAUGGCUUCAAAACUGACUCUCUCAUUGUUUGUCUCGUUCCCCAAUUCUCUAACAAGUUCCCUGAGAAAAUCCUUAAUUCUAGCUAAGCUGUCCCACCCACCCCCACCCCCACCCCACCCCCAAGAGGGCAGGAACACAGACUGGACAAAGCUAGGACUUGAUUUUCCUGUGGCUAGUGGCUCUGCUGAAACCAGUUCUGCCCAGGUCACAACAGGUGAAUCCCAGGGUGGGCAGAGAGCAUGAAUUCUAGGGAUAAAAGGACGAGUGUUAACACUGGGUCAAGUAAGGACAGGGACAGUGGCAGCGUGGGGCCGCAGGCCUUGCCCUAGGGGCAAAAAAAGGACCUCUGCUCUAGGCUCUGCCUGACAAGGUCUCAUGCCAGUCCCCCCAGAGUGAGGAGUCCAUGUGGACAAGGAGAUGUGUCUGCCCAGAGCCUGCUCUUCCCCUUCCAGCCCACUUGGCUAACUGGGCCCUGGACUUCACUGCCCACAUGUCCCCAAGCCCAUACCUUGCACCAACCUCUUGCACCCCAGAUCCAGGGAGUGGUCAGUUGCUAGGAUGUAGAGGGCAGUGAGACCCAGACAUCCACAUGCAUGAGCAGGAAGCCCCUCACAGUGCCAGGCGGAGGGAGAUGGGAAGAGAAGGGGGCUGGGUGGGGUUGGCUCUCCCCGGUGGCCUCUGUGGCAAGACUCUGAGGACAUCAGAAAUUCUAAGUUGGAAUCUAAUGCCCCCAAUUUUUUUUUUUUUUUUUUUUUUUGGUGAGGAAGAUCAGCCCUGAGCUAACAUCCAUGCUAAUCCUCCUCUUUCUGCUGAGGAAGACCAGCUCUGAGCUAACAUCUAUUGCCAAUCCUCGUCCUUUUUUUUUUUUUUUCCCUCCCCAAAGCCCCAGUUGAUAGUUGUAUGUCAUGGUUGCACAUUCUUCUAGUUGCUGUAUGUGGGACUCGGCCUCAGCAUGGCCGGAGAAGUGCGUCAGUGUGUGCCCGGGAUCCAAACCCGGGCCGCCAGUAGCGGAGUGCGCGCACUUAACCGCCAAGCCACGGGGCUGGCCCCCCCAAAUCUUGAUGACUGUGUUUUUGUAAAGGAAGGGAAUGAACGUUUUAUUUAUCAGUUUCUUAAACUUAUGUACAGCUUUUCAAAAAUUAGACACAGGGUGUGGGCCUCCAUCCGUGUUCUUUGCUGGCUUUCAAAUGGUAGGGGCAGGCCUGCCAACCUGUGCUUCCAGAGGUGCAUCCCAUCCCGGGCCACACUGAAGGGUGGCUGGUAAGGAGACUGCAGCUUCUGGUCCGCAGCCAGUCCCGAGGGAGAUGGCCCCGGGGGUGCCUGCACUGGUGCUGCUGUCACUGCUGUCGGUGCCCAGUCUCCCACCCCGCGCCACCGGAUGCCCCACCGCCUGCCGCUGCUACAGCACCACGGUGGAGUGCGGCGCCCUGCGGCUGCACAUCAUCCCGCCUGGAAUCCCACCAGGGACACAGGUGGGCACCACGUGGGACCACCAGCCGAGGGCUAGGGGUGCACAUGACAGGGAGAAACAGACGCUAUUCCUGCAGGACAACAGCAUCAUGCGCCUGGAGCCAGGCGUCCUGGCGCCCCUCACCGCCCUGCGCCAUCUCUACCUGCACAACAACAGCCUGCGCACCCUGGAGCCAGGCGCCUUCCACGCACAGCCGCGCCUGCUGGAGCUGGCGCUCACAAGCAACCGGCUGCGCGGCUUGCGGGUUGGCGCUUUCACUGGCCUGGCCCAGCUGCGCGUACUCUACCUGGCUGGUAACCAGCUGGUGCAGCUGCUGGAUUUCACCUUCCUGCACUUGCCGCGACUGCAGGAGCUGCACCUGCAAGAAAACAGCAUUGAGCUGCUGGAGGACAAGGCCCUGGCCGGGCUCUCCUCGCUGGCACUGCUGGACCUCAGCAGGAACCAGCUGGGCACCAUCAGCCGUGAGGCCCUGCAGCCCCUGGCCAGCCUGCAGGUCUUGCGCCUCACAGAGAACCCCUGGCGCUGUGACUGUGCCCUGCACUGGCUGGGAGCCUGGAUCAAGGAGGGGGGUCAGCGGCUGCUAAGCUCCAGGGACAAGAAGAUCACGUGUGCGGAGCCCCCGCGCCUCGCUCUUCAGAGUCUCUUGGAUGUCUCUGGCAGUAGCCUCAUCUGCAUCCCGCCCUCUGUGCACGUGGAGCCGCUGGAGGUGACAGCCAACCUAGGCGAGGACCUGCGGGUGGCCUGCCAGGCUUCCGGCUACCCGCAGCCCCUGGUGACCUGGAGAAAGGUGGCCCAGCCUCGCGAGGGGCAGCCGCGCGCGCAGGCCCAGCCGGAGGGCUGGUCGCCGGGCCCGGGCGCGCCCGCGGCCUCCGACACAGGCAGCGGCAUGCUCUUCCUCGCCAACAUCACCCUGGCCCACGCUGGCAAGUACGAGUGCGAGGCCUCCAACGCCGGCGGCGCGGCCCGCGUGCCCUUCCAGCUGCUGAUCAACCUGUCCCGGCCACCGCCGCCGGCCGCGGGCCGCGAGCCCCUGCACGAGGCGGGCAGCCUGGCCUUCCGCGCCCUGGGCCUGGCCACGCAGGCGGCCGUGGCGGCGGCCAUCGCGCUCCUGGCUCUCACGGCGCUGCUGCUGGCGGCCCUCAUCUGCCGCGGGCGGCGCGGGCCGCGGGCGCCGGGGCCGCCGGGCGAGGGCGCGCUGUUCAUCAACGACUAUUCGGACGGGCCCUGCACCUUCGCGCAGCUCGAGGAGCUCCGCGGCGAGCGCGGCCACGAGAUGUUCGUCAUCGACCGCUCCAAGCCGCUCUUCGCCGAGGGCCUGGCCGCCUGCGGGACUCGCUGCUGAGGCCGGCGCGCGCUGAUGACGCGCCGCGGAGGGCCGGGCGGGCGGGCUCGCUCGCGCACG
Molecule: messenger RNA, 4135 nt
Organism: Diceros bicornis minor
Lineage: Eukaryota; Metazoa; Chordata; Mammalia; Perissodactyla; Rhinocerotidae
Gene: LRRC24
Product: leucine rich repeat containing 24
Exons: 4
Coding region: 2567-4075 (502 amino acids)
Molecular function (GO): protein binding
Source: RefSeq, a predicted model, not a curated record